This is a messenger RNA of Aspergillus thermomutatus, 1194 nucleotides long. RefSeq lists its product as uncharacterized. The transcript has 2 exons. NCBI's taxonomy places the organism in Eukaryota, Fungi, Ascomycota, Eurotiomycetes, Eurotiales, Aspergillaceae. The record is from RefSeq and is a predicted model, not a curated record. The coding region runs from base 1 to 1194 and encodes 397 amino acids.
AUGGGUACCGAAGAUGUAGCCGUAUUCCCCUCUGUAGAGGCACCUCCUGACUCAGAUGGUGUUGCUCCGCCUGGUGGUGCUGCUCCGCCUGAUGGUGCUCCGCCUGGUGGAAUUCCUCCGCCCGAGGGUGCUCCUCCUGAUGGUGCUCCUCCUGAUGGUGCUCCUCCUGAUGGUGCUCCGCCUGGUGGAAUUCCUCCGCCCGAGGGUGCUCCGCCUGAUGGUGCUCCGCCUGAUGGUGCUCCGCCUGAUGGUGCUCCGCCUGAUGGUGCUCCGCCUGAUGGUGCUCCUCCUGAUGGUGCUCCUCCUGAUGGUGCUCCUCCUGAUGGUGCUCCUCCUGAUGGUGCUCCUCCUGAUGGUGCUCCUCCUGAUGGUGCUCCUCCUGAUGGUGCUCCUCCUGAUGGUGCUCCUCCUGAUGGUGCUCCGCCUGGGGGAAUUGCUCCGCCUGAUGGAAUACCCCCCCCUGAUGGUGCUGCUCCGCCUGAGGAUGUGGCUCCGCCUGAUGGUGCUGCUCCCCCUGUUGGAAUCACUCUGCUUGAGGGUGCUGCUCCGCCUGAUGGUGCUGCUCCGCUUGAUGGUGCUGCUCCGCCUGAUGGUGCUGCUCCGCCUGAUGGUGCUGCUCCGCCUGAUGGUGCUGCUCCGCCUGAUGGUGCUGCUCCGCCUGAGGGUGUGCCUGAGGGUACUACUCCGCCUGGGGAUGUGGCUCCGCCUGAGGGUGCUGCUCCCCCUGUUGGAAUCACUCUGCUUGAGGGUGCUGCUCCGCCUGAGGGUGUGCCUGAGGGUGUGCCUGAGGGUACUACUCCGCCUGGGGAUGUGGCUCCGCCUGAGGGUGCUGCUCCCCCUGUUGGAAUCAGUAUGCUUGAGGAUGCUGCUCCGCCUGAGGGUGUGCCUGAGGGUACUACUCCGCCUGGGGGUGUGGCUCCGCCUAAGGGUGCUGCUCCCCCUGUUGGAAUCACUCCCCCUGUUGGAAUCACUCCCCCUGAUGGUGUGGCUCCGCCUGAGGGUACUGCUCCGCCUGAGGGAAUCACUCCCCCUGAAGGUGUGGCUCUGCCUGAGGGUGCUGCUCCGCCUGAUGGAAUCACCCCCCCUGUUGGAAUCACUCCCCCUGUUGGAAUCACUCCCCCUGAUGGUGUUGCUCCGCCUGUGGGUGUUGCUCCUUGGGAUGAUAAUGCAGUCACACCUCCGCCAACAGUAUGA